AUGUACGGAAAAGUAGCUCUCGAAGAAGCCUUUAACCUCCCUCGAUUCGAGGAGAAGAUUCGAUGGUGGGCUGGUCUCUUUGCUGUCGACCCUGAUAAGCACACCAAGGAGAUGGUCGAUAUCACAAACCAGCGCAUCAAGUACAUGGACGAGCAUGGUGUUGGAUACACACUUCUCUCAUACACUGCUCCUGGUGUUCAAGAUAUCUGGGACCCCAAGGAGGCUCAGGCUCUAGCAGUCGAGGUCAACGAUUAUGUCGCGGGGGCUAUCAAGCCUCACCCUGAUCGAUUCGGUGCCAUGGCUACUUUGUCUAUGCACGACCCCCAAGAGGCUGCUGAUGAGCUGCGGAGAGUGGUUACCAAGUACGGCUUCAAGGGUGCCCUUGUCAACGACACCCAAAGAGCUGGUGAAGAUGGCGAUGAUAUGAUCUUCUACGACGGCCCAGAGUGGGAUGUCUUCUGGUCAACAGUCACAGACCUCGACGUCCCAUUUUAUCUUCACCCCCGAAACCCCACAGGCUCUAUCCACGAGAAGCUCUGGGCCAAGCGAAGCUGGCUCAUCGGACCCCCUCUGAGCUUUGCCCAAGGUGUCAGCCUCCACGCCCUGGGAAUGGUCACAAACGGUGUUUUCGACCGACACCCCAAGCUUCAAAUUAUUCUCGGUCACUUGGGAGAGCACAUCCCCUUUGAUAUGUGGCGAAUCAACCAUUGGUUCGAGGACGUCAAGAAGCCACUUGGUCUGUCAUGCAAGUUGACUAUCCGGGAGUACUUUGCUCGCAACCUUUGGAUUACCACCAGUGGACACUUUUCUACAUCAACACUUCAGUUCUGUCUGGGCGAAGUUGGUGCGGAUCGAAUUCUGUUCUCGAUUGAUUAUCCUUUCGAGUCUUUCAGUGAUGCUUGUACAUGGUAUGAUGGCUUGGCGAUUAAUGAUGUUGAUAAGAGAAAGAUUGGAAAAGAUAAUGCGAAGAAGCUGUUUAAGCUUCCCCAGUUUUACCAGAGCGAGGAUUAG
Messenger RNA from Fusarium pseudograminearum CS3096, 1011 nucleotides. RefSeq lists its product as uncharacterized. The record is from RefSeq and is a predicted model, not a curated record. Gene Ontology annotation, biological process: secondary metabolic process. Gene Ontology annotation, cellular component: cytoplasm; cytosol. NCBI's taxonomy places the organism in Eukaryota, Fungi, Ascomycota, Sordariomycetes, Hypocreales, Nectriaceae. The transcript has 2 exons. Gene Ontology annotation, molecular function: carboxy-lyase activity; hydrolase activity. Bases 1 to 1011 code for a protein of 336 amino acids.